CCAGGGAGGAGGAGGUAACCGGAUGUAGCGAUGUUAGCUGGAUUAGCUAAAUGUUGGAAGAAAAGCAUCUUAGAUUUUGUGUAAACAGAAAGUGUCUAGUUGAUGUCACACAGUCUAGUUUACAGUGCUCGUGUAAAUAUUGCUUCUUCGUGAGCUACUGUGAGUAUUUCUUGCCGAACUUUCCCGCACGUAAUAUAAAUAGCCUUCCUUAGCAAAGUACAUGGCCCGUUAGCCACCAUAGGGCUAAACCAGCUAAGAACAGGGACUUAAUCAAUGUUUUAGACUUCGAAGUUUUGAAAUGUUUAUGGUUUAACGCUACAACACGAGUCCAUAUAAUUGGGUUUGUGAGAGUGUGCGGGGAGGACCACAUCGUCUGUGGGCAGUUCCUCAAACCUUAUGAUCCAGUUUCUGGCAGCAGAAAGACAGAAUUUACUGGUUAUAAGACCAGAACCUUGACCUGCUAGAAUAUGUGAAGGCUGAAGACAAAAACCACAGGUGAUGCGAGGACGACUGAGAUGAUGAAGGUUGAAACACAUGAACCUGGAGGGUUCAGCUUUGAGGCCCUCCUGCCUGCAGCAUCCAUGUCAGAACUGGAGGAGGAAACACAAGACAGCAAAGAUCUCAUUCAUCAUAUUUUGGUGAUUAAAAAGGUUCCCCAGGACUGGAGCUCCAAUUUGGACAAGCAGGACCCAGAGUGCCCUCUUAUAAAGAAGGAAGAGGAGGAGCUGUGGCUCAGACAGGAGGAAGAGCAGCUUACUGUGAAAACUGAAGAUGAAGAGAAACCUCAGUUGUCAGAGCUUCAUCAGAUCAAAACUGAAGACAACGGAGAUACAGAGGCUCCAAGCAGCAGCUUAGUUAAACAGAUGGAAACAGAAUUUGAAGAAGAUGACUGUAGGACUCCAGAACCAAACGGGGUCCCAGUUCCAGUAUGUUUCUCUCAACACAGUAAGAUUGCUCAGAUUGGAGUCCAAACAGGACACAAACAUUUCAGUUGCAAUAUUUGUGGCAAAAGUUUCAAAAAUUACAGAACUUUCAAAAUGCACAUGAUGACUCACAAUGGAAUGAGGGAGCACAGCUGUGAUUUUUGUGGUAAAGGAUUUGAAGAAAAGUGUGCUCUUCAGACACAUAUGAGACUCCACACUGGAGAGAGACCAUUUGCUUGUGAAGAUUGUGGUAAAACGUUUCAUGCAAAGGCUAUUCUUAAAAUGCACCUAAGAGUCCAUUCAGGAGAAAAACCCUUUUCUUGCUAUGUCUGUGGAACAAGAUUUAAAACAAAAGGAACUCUAACAAGGCACGUGAGGAUCCACACCACAGAGAAACCAUUUGUAUGUCAUGUCUGUAGUAAAGCAUUUUCCCUACAACAUCAUCUAAAGAGGCACAUGAGUGUUCACACAGGAGAGAAACAAUUUAUUUGUGGUGUUUGCAGUGAGGGAUUUUCACAACAAACUCAAUUAAAGAGACACAUGCGUGUUCACGCGCAGGAGAAGUCAUUUAUUUGUAGCGUUUGUAGUAAAAGAUUUUUUAAACAAGACCCUCUGGAGAGACACAUGCGUAUUCACACAGGAGAAGACCCAUUUAUUUGUAAUGUUUGCAGUAAGGGAUUUUCAAAAAAAGAGACUCUGAGUGGACACAUGCGUGUUCACACGGGAGAGAAAAUGUUUAUUUGUAGUGUCUGUGAUAAAGGAUUUACACGACAACAGAGUCUGAAAAACCACAUGGAGGUUCACACCGCACUAUUCAGCUGUGGCGACUGUAGCAAACGUUUUGUGAAGGAAACACAGUUAAUGCGGCAUGUCAAACUCCACACAGUGGAGAGGCCGUUUAGUUGUGAAGUCUGUAGGAGCAGGUUUAAUAAAAGGCUCCAUCUUGAAAAUCACAUGAGAGUCCAUUCGGGAGAGAAGCCGUUUGUUUGUAGUGUUUGCAGCAAAGCGUUUUCACGACAUGGAAAUUUGACGAGACACAUGGCCGUUCAUGAAGGCUGCAACUCUUGAUAUUGUCAGUUGGUUUGUCAAACUUCUUUCAAUUAUUAGGAUUUUGUUUGUGAUUUUCUGUGGAGUUCCGUUAGUUUUUCAUUCUGGAUAAAGAAUGAGCACCAGAACAAUGAUGCCUCCAUUGUUAUUAUGUGAUAAUGCCUCCACAUUUACAGUUUUAAGCUUAAGAUUAACUUAAAAAUUAUAAUGCCUUCAUUAUUACGACAUAAUAAUAGAGACAUUAUUAUUAUUAUUUAAUAAUUAUAUCAUUUUAAACUUUAAAAAAAGAGUUAGAAAAUAUGCAUUUGAAAACAUUUCUUUGUCUUUUUUCAAUAUUUAAAAAUAGUGUAGGCCUCAUAAAUAGUGAGCCAAUAAUGAUAUCAACUGAUGUCAUUACAUUAUUAUAUUAAUGUACUGAAAGUCUUAAGAAGUAUUUUCUUCAUCAAUCUCAAAUCUAUCAAAUUAUAUGCAAAUGUAAUUAUCAUACUUAAUAGAAGAAAUUGCAUACCUUACACAAAGUAAUGAGAUGAAAAUAAGGCAGUAACAAAAUUUGUUUGCCCCCAUUACUUUUUGUACGUUUGUCACACAUGUUUUAGACCAGAUAAAUCUAAAUAAUGGACAAAUUUAUAUUAUUUAGUCACAAAAUGCUGCGCUUUAAUGAAGGUGUUUGUUGAUUUUAAAAAAAAAUAUUUUUGUGAAGGGGAAAAAAAUCCAAACCUGAGUCACAACUUUGGAAAAAUGAGUUCAAUUUCUUUAGUCACACCUUCAAUAGGACCUGCCUCACAAAGUGGAGCAAAUAUAAUGGUCUGGAGCUGUUUUGCUCCUUCUGGACCUGGAAGACUUGCUGUGAUAAAUUGUACCAUGAAGUCUGUUGUCCACCAAGACAUCUUGAAGGAAAAUGUCCGGCCAUCUGUUUGUGACCUCAAACCAAACAGCACUUGAAUUCUGCAGUAGAACAAAAGUCCAAAGCACAACAGCAAGUCCCCCUCCGAAAAACAAAAAUUAAAAUUUUGGAUAAGUCAAGGUCCUGUCCUGAGUCUGACUGAAAUGGUGUUUAAUUGCCAUAAAAAGGAGGUUAAUGCUUGAAAACUCUUGGAUGUUGCUAAAUAAAAAUUCUGCAAAGAGUGUGCCAAAGUUAUAUUGGAGCUAGAAUAAAUUAAUGACAUAUUAGUAAUUGUUGUAACAUGUCUUUAAAUUAUUAAACAUAAAAUAUACCAUAACAGAAAGUUUUGAGGGAAACAAGAUGUAACCCGAUAAAAAGUACAAGUGUUGGUAUUAAGAGUUUUUUUUUGUGCAAAAUCUGGAUUUGUAAAAUCCUGAAAUGCCUUUUUAAGGAAAAGUUUUGACAAAGACAAAAGAAGAAUAAACUCCAACUUGGCACUUUUCAACCACAAACUUUGCUCACCUUGAACCACCAAGAUGACUGAUUUUAAGGGCCUUACUUCAGGUUGGUGUCACCUCUCUUUGGGAGGUGCAGGUCACAUUCUCCAUCGUUCAUUGGGUCUUGUUUAAACACUUUAUACAGAGAGAGGCACUGUACAGUCAGAUUGGUGUGCAGAUCACUGAAUGUUGUGUGAUCGCCAUCAGAGCUUAAAUUCUGAUUUUAUUGCGACUCUUGGCCGAAUCUGCUCGGCCCCACUAGUGACCAUUCCACAUCAUGUUGCUAAAAUAAGAAUAGUCUUUAUAGCUUACACAGCUCUUCUUUCUUCUAGAAGAUUCUAUAUAAUAUUUUUAUUCUAAUAUAUUUGGGACACACCAGUUUGGUGAAAGUAUUGAAUGUAAAAAAAAAAAAAAAAAGUCAAAUUUGUUUGUUUGAUUAAAAGAAUUAUGGGAAAUGUUGACUGAAUUUUUUUCAGUUUGAUACACGAUAACAAAACCUUUGUAAAUAGGAAUAAUCAGUUUGUUAAAUAAACACUAAAAUGUCUUUG
Molecule: messenger RNA, 3898 nt
Organism: Gambusia affinis (western mosquitofish)
Lineage: Eukaryota; Metazoa; Chordata; Actinopteri; Cyprinodontiformes; Poeciliidae
Product: gastrula zinc finger protein XlCGF57.1-like
Exons: 3
Coding region: 516-1991 (491 amino acids)
Biological process (GO): regulation of transcription by RNA polymerase II
Cellular component (GO): nucleus
Molecular function (GO): RNA polymerase II cis-regulatory region sequence-specific DNA binding; DNA-binding transcription activator activity, RNA polymerase II-specific
Source: RefSeq, a predicted model, not a curated record